AUGAUGCUGGUCUCUUUCACGCGGUCUCCUCCUCGCCUCAUCCGUCCCUCUCCCACUCCGCCCUUCCGCCGCCAGCCCCUUGCAUCCCAUGCAGCCAUGCCUCCCAUGCAGCCAUGCCUCCCAUGCAGCCAUCCCUCCCAUGCAGCCAUGCCUCCCAUGCAGCCAUGCCUCCCAUGCAGCCAUGCCUCCCAUGCAGCCAUGCCUCCCAUGCAGCCAUGCCUCCCAUGCAGCCAUCCCUCCCAUGCAGCCAUCCCUCCCAUGCAGCCAUGCCUCCCAUGCAGCCAUCCCUCCCAUGCAGCCAUCCCUCCCAUGCAGCCAUCCCUCCCAUGCAGCCAUGCCUCCCAUGCAGCCAUCCCUCCCAUGCAGCCAUCCCUCCCAUGCAGCCAUCCCUCCCAUGCAGCCAUCCCUCCCAUGCAGCCAUCCCUCCCAUGCAGCCAUCCCUCCCAUGCAGCCAUGCCUCCCAUGCAGCCAUCCCUCCCAUGCAGCCAUGCCUCCCAUGCAGCCAUCCCUCCCAUGCAGCCAUGCCUCCCAUGCAGCCAUGCCUCCCAUGCAGCCAUGCCUCCCAUGCAGCCAUCCCUCCCAUGCAGCCAUCCCUCCCAUGCAGCCAUCCCUCCCAUGCAGCCAUGCCUCCCAUGCAGCCAUCCCUCCCAUGCAGCCAUCCCUCCCAUGCAGCCAUCCCUCCCAUGCAGCCAUGCCUCCCAUGCAGCCAUGCCUCCCAUGCAGCCAUCCCUCCCAUGCAGCCAUCCCUCCCAUGCAGCCAUCCCUCCCAUGCAGCCAUCCCUCCCAUGCAGCCAUCCCUCCCAUGCAGCCAUCCCUCCCAUGCAGCCAUGCCUCCCAUGCAGCCAUCCCUCCCAUGCAGCCAUCCCUCCCAUGCAGCCAUGCCUCCCAUGCAGCCAUGCCUCCCAUGCAGCCAUCCCUCCCAUGCAGCCAUGCCUCCCAUGCAGCCAUCCCUCCCAUGCAGCCAUCCCUCCCAUGCAGCCAUCCCUCCCAUGCAGCCAUGCCUCCCAUGCAGCCAUCCCUCCCAUGCAGCCAUCCCUCCCAUGCAGCCAUGCCUCCCAUGCAGCCAUACCUCCCAUGCAGCCAUCCCUCCCAUGCAGCCAUGCCUCCCAUGCAGCCAUGCCUCCCAUGCAGCCAUGCCUCCCAUGCAGCCAUCCCUCCCAUGCAGCCAUGCCUCCCAUGCAGCCAUCCCUCCCAUGCAGCCAUCCCUCCCAUGCAGCCAUCCCUCCCAUGCAGCCAUCCCUCCCAUGCAGCCAUCCCUCCCAUGCAGCCAUGCCUCCCAUGCAGCCACCCCUCCCACGCAGCCAUGCCUCCCAUGCAGCCAUGCCUCUCGCGCAGCCAUCCCUCCUGCAUGACCCGUGA
Molecule: messenger RNA, 1359 nt
Organism: Penaeus monodon (black tiger shrimp)
Lineage: Eukaryota; Metazoa; Arthropoda; Malacostraca; Decapoda; Penaeidae
Product: vegetative cell wall protein gp1-like
Exons: 1
Coding region: 1-1359 (452 amino acids)
Source: RefSeq, a predicted model, not a curated record